Molecule: messenger RNA, 489 nt
Organism: Suncus etruscus (white-toothed pygmy shrew)
Lineage: Eukaryota; Metazoa; Chordata; Mammalia; Eulipotyphla; Soricidae
Product: 15 kDa protein B-like
Exons: 5
Coding region: 1-489 (162 amino acids)
Biological process (GO): defense response
Cellular component (GO): extracellular region
Molecular function (GO): cysteine-type endopeptidase inhibitor activity
Source: RefSeq, a predicted model, not a curated record
AUGGCAGGAGGUUGGAGGAUGCUGGUACUCAUGGUAGGCCUGGCAGCACUUGCCUGUGUGGCCCAGAGCCGUGCCAACUAUGAGGAGAUAGUCACUCAGGCUUUACAGAUCUUCAACCAGGGGCAACGUGGGCAGCCCCUCUUCCGGCUGGUGCAAACUUUCCCAGCGCCUGGCUUGGUGAUUUCCAAAAGCCCUUGGCCCCUUCAAUUCCAGAUUAAAGAGACAGUGUGCCAAGCCAACCAGCAGAGAGAGUCUCAGAACUGUGCCUUCCGGGAUAAUGGGGAGGAGCGACAGUGUUCUGGCGCCUUCGUGGUACAUGGGCAAGUGACCCGUGCCCUGCUGGUCAGAUGCGACCAACGGUUCCAGCCAGGGGGCCCCCGGGUGAGGCGUUCUGCUGAGGAACCGACAAGUAGCACGUACGAGAAGGCCAAAGAAAUGUAUGAGAGGGCCAAGUAUGAAAUCAUCGGUAACAUCCUGAGAAACUUCUAG